Messenger RNA from Bolinopsis microptera, 1884 nucleotides. RefSeq names its product E3 ubiquitin-protein ligase TRIM56-like. The coding region runs from base 113 to 1405 and encodes 430 amino acids. The record is from RefSeq and is a predicted model, not a curated record. NCBI's taxonomy places the organism in Eukaryota, Metazoa, Ctenophora, Tentaculata, Lobata, Bolinopsidae. The transcript has 11 exons. Gene Ontology annotation, molecular function: zinc ion binding.
AUACUCUUCUUCGUAUCUUAGAUUCGGUAACAAGCAAUUGUCUUGAUGAGUAGCUGUUCGAUUGUAUGUUUGCGAGUUGUUCACUGUAUUACUGAUUGUCCGCUCAUUAGACAUGUCCGCUAUGUUAGCUCACCCCUUCCCAGGAUUUUUUGAUGCUUCUAAACCAGAUCCACGUCCGACUGAGACGAAGUUGAAGGAUGAGUAUUUGACUUGUGAAGUGUGCAAACACACCUUCGAUUUCAGUAAAUAUGCUCCUCACCAGCUUCCUUGUGGAGACACUGCCUGCCUCGACUGCCUCAGACAGUUUGCUGGUAGGAAAGGCAGGGCGGAGGAGAUGCACUGUCCGGUAUGUGACCGUCUGACAGUUGUGCCGGGGGGUCACGUGUGUUGCUUCACACCUAAUGCUGGUACUCUCAAGAUACUGGAGGUUUUCAAGCUGGUGGAAGCAUACAAAAAGGACUUUGUGCCGUGCAUAGGAUGUGACGAGAAGGGGGAAGCUCGCUGUUUGGAGUGUCAGGAAAAUUACUGUGACGAGCACGCUAAUUUCCACUCGAUAGUGGCUGCAACUAAGCAUCACACUGUUGUAAAGUUCAUGGAUAUACUAGCGGAACCUCAGAAGAUUCUCCGCGCAAAUGGAGCUCAGUUUUGUAGUAAGCACCACAACUCUGCUCUGGAGGCAGUGUGUACCACGUGCAAUGCUCUGUGCUGUCUCGUCUGCGCUAUCACCGAUCACAAGGGACACAGUGUCAAGGAAAUUGGAGACACUAUGAACAAUAUCCACGAAAAGAUGAGGCCAAUAAUGAAAAAAGUGGAACAAAAUACUUACAACAUUAAACAAAACUUGAAAAUAGGAGAGGACGUGGAUAAAGAAAUGAACAUCAUGUUCCAGAGAUGCAAGAGAAAUCUGAACAUCUCCUUUAUGGGAGUUGUGAGGGGCUCGAGGGACCGACAGAACGAACUGUUCGCCGACGUGGACAAGGUGCUGAAUGAGAAUGUUAAACUUCUAGAGCAACAGGUUCACGACAUUGAGGAUGAGAUAAACUUUACAAUAAGGGGUUCCGAUAUGAUAACAGAUAUAUUCGAGGAAUACUCCCCAGCCCAGAUGGCCGGUAUUGGUGGUCUGGUUCAAAAACUGAUAGACGAAAUUCAAACGAUUCCAGAAGAUUUGCCGAUCGAACCAUUAACUACUAAGCGUGUCACGUUCGAGUCAAAAGCAGAGAAACAAUUUUAUGCAGCUGGAAAAAACUUCGGCAAUCUGAAGAUUUCAGAAAUCAAGAUGUCACUGAUGCCAAAGGAUCCGAAAGAAAUCGAUUUUGAAUCAGAUGAGGAGGAGGACCUGCUCCCUAUUGACAACUCUGAGCUCACAAAGAUAGUCAAGGAACAAAUGGCUGCCGUUGCCACGUAGGCCACGCUGGUGGAAUCAGUUCUCUGAUAGUUACUCUUCUCCGGCUGCACUUCUGGCCAAAUUAAAGAUGAAGGCCUUAGUUUAUUAAGCGGGACUUAAGAGACAAAACUAUAGCUGACUCCUGGAAAAUUGGAUUGUUAUUUUGAGCUAUGCGGCAUUUUCAAUAUGAAAUUUAUAGAGAAAAUUAUUUCACCACCUUAUAUCAUUUCAGAUGAGUAAAUUUAUAAAUGCAUAGCACAGUUUUCUCGACAGUUAUUUCUGAGUUUUUGGUCUAUAAUCCAACCAUCGCUUCACUCCUGGUUCUUCUAUUACUCCUCUGUAUUGAGCUGCUAGUUUUGGAAAGUUCGAGAGUAAGUCAGCUCUGCCGUAUUCAGGGUUCUGUUUGAGUUCUAAAAAACUCAUUAUCACUAUAUCACCCCAUGUCAUCUGUAAAUAAUAUGAUUUAAUUUAUCGUCGAUACUUUCAAGUUUUAGUAAAAA